AGCGGGGAGCCGAGCCCGGCCGCCGAGCCCCCAGGCCCCCCGGCAUGGCCGCCCCGCUGCUCACCGAGGGCACCGUGGACGCGGCGGGGCAGAGCCUCUUCUACCGGCAGGCCCAACCGGGCGGGCGGGCCCCGCGGCUGAGCGUGCUGCUGCUGCACGGCAUCCGCUUCUCCUCCGACACCUGGCUCCAGCUGCAGACGCUGGCCGUGCUGGCUGACGCCGGCCACCGAGCCGUGGCCAUCGACCUGCCCGGGCUGGGGCGCUCCAAGGACGCCGUGGCCCCCGCGCCUGUGGGGCAGCCGGCACCGGGGGAUUUCCUGAAGGCCGUCGUGGAGGCGCUGAGCCUCGGUCCGGCCGUGGUGGUCAGCCCCUCGCUCAGCGGCAUGUACUCCUUGCCUUUCCUCUUCCAGCACGGGCACCUGGUGAAAGCCUACGUGCCCGUGGCACCCAUCUGCACCGACAAGUUCCCGGUGGAGCAGUACGCCCAGACCAAAACACCCACGCUGAUCGUGUACGGGGACCAGGACGCGGAGCUGGGCCAGGCCAGCCUGAGCAACCUGCGGCACCUCCCUGAGCACCAGGUGCUGGUGCUGCAGGGCGCCGGGCACGCCUGCUACCUGGACAAGCCCGAGGAGUGGCACCGCGGGCUCCUGGCCUUCCUGCAGCAGCUGGAGUGAGCGGGAUGGGGCACGGGGCCAGCGGGGCAGCCUGGCACCGCCACCCCACCGCCCACCGGGACCAAAUAAAGCCGCGAGCUUUGCUGCUGCC
Molecule: messenger RNA, 768 nt
Organism: Oxyura jamaicensis (ruddy duck)
Lineage: Eukaryota; Metazoa; Chordata; Aves; Anseriformes; Anatidae
Product: protein ABHD14B-like
Exons: 3
Coding region: 45-677 (210 amino acids)
Cellular component (GO): cytoplasm
Source: RefSeq, a predicted model, not a curated record